Leptopilina heterotoma is the source of this 771-nucleotide messenger RNA. RefSeq lists its product as uncharacterized. The record is from RefSeq and is a predicted model, not a curated record. The coding region runs from base 1 to 771 and encodes 256 amino acids. The transcript has a single exon. NCBI's taxonomy places the organism in Eukaryota, Metazoa, Arthropoda, Insecta, Hymenoptera, Figitidae.
AUGACAAAGGAAUCAUCGGUAGAAAUGGAAGUUUUAUACACUUCUGUCACGCAAAUUCAUCGCUCGCUAGAAACUCUCGGCCGACCAGUGGAUAAACAGGAUGAUUUCUUUGUGUUUGUAACUGUGCAAAAACUUAAUUGUGAUUCAAUCAAAGCCUGGGAGCUGCAUUUGGGCUCUUCUCAAGAUCCUCCUACGUGGAAAAAACUCGUUGAAUUUUUGCUCACCAGACUUUUGACUUUGAAAGCUGUGGAAAAAUCUCGUAAACCUUCAAAUUCAUCGAGUUCUCAACCAGCAAGAGUUAAUCUAGCAUCAGAGGAUCAACAGAAUCAGUGCUCAAUUUGUUCAGGAGAACAUUAUAUAUCUAAGUGUCCGGAAUAUGCAGGAAAAACAGUUCAAGAUCGAACUGAAUUAGUGAAAAAGAAUAAACUCUGUUUCAAUUGUCUCGGAUCACAUCGUGUUGCUGACUGCCGAUCUACAAGACGAUGUAUGAAAUGUGCUAAAAAACAUCACACAACCAUACAUCGAGCCACAAAAGAAAAUUCAGACAAACCUGCCCAGGAAAAUAAUGAAUCGCCCUCUUCUGAUUCAAGUGCUCAAGUGAAUUGUGCUUCUGUAAAUCAAGGAUCUUCACCGUCCAAAACUAUAUUGGCAACUAUUCAACUAAUUGCGUCAUCUGACAAAGGAGAACAACUCAAAGUCAGAGCAUUAGUUGAUCCAGGAUCACAAAUUUCAUUUAUUUCGGAAAAACUGGUGCAAACUUUGAAACUUUAA